This is a messenger RNA of Triplophysa rosa, 2755 nucleotides long. RefSeq names its product E3 ubiquitin-protein ligase TRIM9. The record is from RefSeq and is a predicted model, not a curated record. Bases 560 to 2686 code for a protein of 708 amino acids. The transcript has 10 exons. NCBI's taxonomy places the organism in Eukaryota, Metazoa, Chordata, Actinopteri, Cypriniformes, Nemacheilidae. Gene Ontology annotation, molecular function: protein binding; zinc ion binding.
GUGAGUGGGUCGUUCAUUCCUGUGUGGGCAGCACAAACACGGCGGUGUUUUCACGUCCACACAAACAAACAAGCGUAUAUACUCAUACACAAACUAGUGCUGAACGUCACCACCAGUAGGCUACAAGGCCCGUCCUUCUUUGACGGGGUUGUUUACAAAUGGCUUCUUUUAAUUGCAAAUUAGGUUUAAAAACUCCGACGUCCCCUUAAUACGGGAUGAUAAAACAAAAGGUGUUGCUGCGCAAACCGAUCGGCGUUUGACAUCAAAAUAUCGAGAGCCCCGCUCUCGCGAUACUUGAUAUCACCCAUCGAUCGGUCUGCGCAGCGCCACAUUAAGACCAGCACACUACAUUCCUUUCGCCGCAUUUAAUUGGGGGGGCAUACGGAACUUGUAGUUUUUUUAAUGUAAGGGGAAGAGGCAACUGUCUCCAUAACGAAUUCAACACCCACAAUCCUCCGCGAUCUCCGCGGCGCGCAUGCGCGGAGCCGUAAACAGGAGCUGUCCUCGUCUGGUGGUGCUGCUCUGAUUUCAUUGAUCGGCUGUACGCGCGAGAGGGUUUAUGUACGCGAUGGAAGAAGAACUUAAAUGUCCGGUUUGCGGUUCUUUCUUCAAGGAGCCCGUUAUUCUACCGUGCUCUCAUAAUGUCUGCCUGGCGUGCGCCCGAAACAUCAUCGUGCAGACCCCGGAGGGCGAGACCCCUCCUCAGAACCGAAGCUCCGGCAUCUCGGACUACGACUACCUGGAUUUGGAUAAAAUGAGCAUGUACAGCGAGACGGACAGCGGCUACGGCUCUUACGGCGGGUUCGUGAGCGCACCAACCACUCCGUGCCAAAAGUCCCCCAACGGCGUGCGCGUUUUUCCUCCUUCCAUGCCUCCGCCUCCCCAAGCGCAACACCACCUGCUGCCCCACACCGGCGUCCUCCCGCCGGUUCCGCGCAACUCCUGCCUCACCUGCCCGCAAUGCCACCGCAGCCUGACGCUGGACGACCGAGGACUCCGAGGCUUCCCCAAGAACCGUGUGCUGGAGGGGGUGGUGGACCGGUAUCAGCAAAGCAAAGCGGCCGCGCUCAAGUGUCAGCUGUGCGAGAAGAACCCCCGCGAGGCGACUGUCAUGUGCGAGCAGUGCGAUGUGUUCUACUGCGAUCCGUGCCGUCUUCGGUGUCACCCGCCCCGGGGUCCGCUAGCCAAGCAUCGGCUUGUUCCGCCGGCGCAGGGAAGGAUCAGCCGCCGCGCGAGCCCCCGGAAAAUUUCCACCUGCACCGAGCACGAGCUGGAGAAUCUGAGUAUGUACUGCGUACAGUGUAAGACCCCCGUGUGCUACCAGUGUCUGGAGGAGGGCAGACACGCCAAACACGACGCGAAGCACCUGGCCGUCACGUGGAAACAGCACAAGUGUCAGCUGUCCCAGGCGCUGAAUGGAGUGUCUGACAAAGCCAAGGACGCCAAAGAGUUCCUAGUGCAACUGAAGAACCUGCUACAGCAGAUACAGGAGAACGGGGUUGAGUUUGAGGCAUGUCUGGUGGCUCAGUGUGAUUCGUUGAUUGAAGCUCUGACUCGGCAGAAGGCCAAACUCCUCACCAAGGUCACCAAGGAGAAAGAGAGCAAACUGAAGACUGUGAAGGAUCAGAUAACCCACUGCACCAUGAAGCUCCGGCAGACCACAGGAAUGAUGGAAUUCUGUCUUGAGGUUAUUAAAGAGAAUGAUCCAAGCGGAUUCCUACAGAUCUCAGAUGCGUUGAUAAAGCGUGUCCAGGGCUCUCAGGAGCAGUGGGUGAAAGGUGCGCUGGAGCCGAAGGUCUGCCCGGAAUUUGCCUUGAGUGUCAACACAGACCCCCUGAUGCAGACCAUCCUCCAACUGGACUUCACUCAGAGUAAAGAGACCCCCACGGUUCCCCCUGCCCCGCUGCUGCAGUUGGAAAAAUGUUGCACGCGGAACAACAGCGCCACCCUGGCUUGGAGGAUAACAACAGUCCAGGCCCUGUCGGUGGAAGGUUACGUGCUGGAGCUAGAUGACGGCAACGGCGGACCUUACCGGGAGGUAUAUGUGGGUAAAGAGACUGUCUGUACGGUCGACGGCCUUCAUUUCAACAGCUUGUACAAUGCUCGCGUCAAAGCGUAUAACUCUGCCGGCGUGGGAUCUUACAGCAAAGUAGUAGUUCUGAAGACAUCUGACGUGGCGUGGUUCACCUUCGACCCCACAUCGGCUCACAGAGACAUCGUUCUGUCCAAUGAAAACCAGACGGUGACGUGUAACAGUUACGAUGAUCGGGUGGUACUCGGCACGGCUGCCUUCUCCAAGGGUGUGCAUUACUGGGAACUCAGCGUGGAUCGCUACGACAACCACCCUGACCCUGCGUUCGGCGUGGCACGGAUUAAUACGAUGAAGGACAUGAUGCUGGGAAAGGAUGACAAGGCCUGGGCCAUGUAUGUGGACAACAAUCGCUCCUGGUUCAUGCACAACAACUCCCACACCAACAGGGCUGAGGGUGGCAUCACUAAAGGUUCGAGCGUAGGGAUUCUGUUAGACCUGACCAAACACACGUUGACCUUCUUCAUCAACAAACAGCAGCACGGACCCGUGGCUUUCGAGAAUCUGGAGGGCGUGUUCAUGCCUGCAGUCAGUAUUAACCGCAACGUUCAGGUGACUCUGAUCACAGGUCUGGAGCUCCCAAAGAACAUCAUGUGAUCAUCUCUGACCAAUCAGAACGAGCGAGACCUUCUGCAUCAAACAGCACAGUAAAUGUUCUCCAGCGCU